UUUCGUUCCGUUAUUUGCCUACGUUCUCAUGCGACGCGAUAAAUAUGAGACUGAAAACGUGAUCACGGCCGGCUAAUUUGUUCGUCGCUCGUGCUCGCUAUUAUAGGUUAUAAACGCUCGCAUGUUUUAAUCGCGAAGGCGCAUACCUCUCACUUUUAACCGCGGCAAAAUGGAUUUUUCUGGGAAUAAUAUUGUCCAAGGCGCGCUCCCACAAUUCUCCGAAUUAACGUCUCGAUCGAAUUCAGUUUCGACAUCGAAAUUCACUAGCGGUGAUAAUACUCAAGUGGAGCAUACAACUGUUUAUACGACCGCGGCGGGACUGAAUCAGGCGAAACAAAGUUUGCUGGUGAAUUCGACGAACAAGUAUGCAGGACCAAUACUAGCAUGGCCUGAUCCAAACACUUUAAUGCAGCUCUGUGAGAAACAAGGCCUUCAGACCAUUAACAUUCCUAAUUACAAUCAAAACAGCCCAAUACUCAGUGUUCAGUCAAAUAGUUUACCAGUAAGGAUUAUACCUAAUAUGUACUUGCCAUCAACUUCACAGCCAGAGAACAUGAAACAGGAGGUAGAUAUUAGGACUGAAAAUGAGAAACAGACAUCUACAAUGGUAUAGAAUUUGUUUUAUAGCCAUCUAUAAAAUACUAAGGAGCUUUUGGUUAACCAAAAAUUUAAAUAUUUCCAAAGGUUGCAAGCCACUACUCUACCAUUGACAUUGCAGCAAUUAAUUAAGCUCCAAACGGAGCAAGUGAAGAAAGAGAAGACUGAAGAGGAGAAGAUGGAGCAUAACACACAGAACAACAUUCUGAACAUUCCUAGUGUUCCAGUAUUCAGAAAUACUCAGUUGCAAAAUGGAAAUGUCUUUAUGAAUUCAGAUCAAAUGAUGGUAUCUAUAAAUCCAAACGACCUAAAUGUUCACAUGGAUAAUCAACAAGAAAAUGAGAAUACAGUACAGAGUAUCAAAGUUGAACAGCAGAUUCAAACAGACUCGCCGAAAACUGAGAAAAAAAUGAAAUUCCGGGCGAAAACAGGGGAAAUAAAAAUCAGUGUCGCUCUAGACGGCUCUACGCUUUAUUGUUGUCCAGAAUGUAAUUUAGCAUUUCCAGAUAAAACGGAAAUCGAGCAACAUAUACAAGCUCAUAUACAAGAACGUAAGUAUCAAUGUAAGGAAUGCGGUGCCAUGUUAAAAAGAAAGGAGCAUCUAGAUCAACACAUGCGCGGCCAUUCUGACGAGAGGCCAUUCAAGUGUCCAGUGUGUCAAAAAGCGUUCAAAAGAAACGAGCACCUAACUAGGCAUUACGUUAUUCACUCUGGCGACAAGAAUUUCUCGUGUCCAGUAUGUCAAAAAGCUUUUUCGAGGAAGGACCAUUUGAACAAACAUACUCAAACGCAUCUAGGGAUUAGGAGGAAUAGAACGAAAAAAGAGCCUUUCUACAUGGAGCCGAAAGACUCUUUUGAGAAAGCUCCUGAAGUAUCCGCGAUGCCUAAGCAAGAAGUGGGCUUCGUAUUGAAGGAUGGAGGCUUCAUGAAACAAGAGCCUAAUUUUCUCCAGUACAUCCAGAACCUCCAGAAGGAUCAGAAUCUGAUCCACACGUUCUCUUCAUUUAAAGAGCAGGCGAUAAAAGAGGCGAACGUGCUGCAGCAGCAGGCAGUGAACAUGAACGAGAUCCUGCCUCAGAAUACAAGGUACUUAAUGCCGUCUUAG
Messenger RNA from Habropoda laboriosa, 1702 nucleotides. RefSeq names its product zinc finger protein 287-like. The record is from RefSeq and is a predicted model, not a curated record. The transcript is spliced from 3 exons. NCBI's taxonomy places the organism in Eukaryota, Metazoa, Arthropoda, Insecta, Hymenoptera, Apidae. Gene Ontology annotation, molecular function: RNA polymerase II cis-regulatory region sequence-specific DNA binding; DNA-binding transcription factor activity. Gene Ontology annotation, biological process: regulation of transcription by RNA polymerase II.